AUGUCACAGGGCGCCAGCUCAUCCGGAGGCCAACAGGAGACGACGGUGGUGGACGAGAUUCCAGAAUCUCUGAAUCGCAUUCUGCUAAUGAUUCUGAAGAAUUUCUAUUCACACGUGCGCAUUUUUUCAAACGAUCAAACGAAACAAAACGCAAUUUCAGGAGCAAUUUCUGAUCGUCUACUAUAUAAUGCGAGCGCAGUGUAUUCGAGAGGAAAAUCUCAAAAAUCGUCUACUGAUCGACCAGAAAACUCUGCGACAAGUAAAUACGCGUCAAUUUUCCAGAAAUCGAGAGACUCAUCGUUUUUCAGCAAUUGGCAGGGCUAAAACAGGAGAAAUUGGUGAAGGAGCGGUUGUUCUCGCAAAAAAACGACCAUAAUAACCGGACCACUUCUAUCAUUUUCUAUUUCAUCAACUAUCGAGCCGUUCUCAACGUUAUCCGCUACAAAAUCGAUCAUAUGCGGUGCGAUUGUGCCGAGUAGAACAUUUUGUUUGUAACAGCACUUUUUCAGGCAAAAACUGGAGGCACGUGAGCAAAUGAGCACCAAUCAGAAUCACUACAAGUGCAACUCGUGCGGAUGCAGUUAUAAUGUUCGGUUUUCGGUUUUUAGACAUGUCAAAGCAGUUAAUUGUAUUUUAUGUGCACAAUUUCUUCAAUUUGUUCUAAUGUUCCCGUCCGAUUUUUCCUCUAAAAUUGCCGAAAUUUCAAAGAAAGAUUGCAGGCGCUCGACAUCACAAUGAUCAUAGAUCCGGAACAUCCGGAUCGGCUGACGUGUUGGCGGUGUCGUGGAGAAGUGACUCCCGAUGAGAGUAUGGCCCCCUCACAGGCCACCAGGUACCUUUUUCUGGAAAAAAAAAUCCGAUGUUCUGACCUUAUUCCAGGGCUGGGCUGGCCCAGUCUUUUCGAAUGCCUGGAUCUAUGGCCCCGCAUGCAAUAUUUCGAUAGGCCAAAAUUUUGACAGUCACUUGGACUUUCAGACCGAUCGGAUUAUCUGGUACCGAGAUCGUUAGUGCUGAAAAACCCGGGGGUUUUCUCGGGACUAGAUAGUCUUGUCGGCCUGAAACGUGGUCCCUUUCCAAGUCUAGAAAACCUGUAAAGUUAGAGUCCGAUCGGAUGAUUGGAAGUGGGUAAAAAGUGCAUAGAACGACACAGAACACAGGGAGGGAAAGAACGAAACGAGAAGGCAGACUUGAAUUUUGUUGUUCAAUUUCAGGACGGCAGUUGCCCGUUUCAACGAGCAAAUGACUCCGCUGUACUCGCAAAUCGCGGCGCUCGGCGGGAUCCAACUGGCGCCGCACCUCCUGGAACCGGACAUUUCCAAGUAUUUGGAGGACGACAAGGCGCGCGAACUGCAACUCCAGCAGCAGCUCGACUUCACCUCCGGCGGCGGCGGAAAUCGCAUUCAGUUGGGGGGAACCGCCCACUCGUUCCACAACGCGGCCACCAUCAACUACCAGCACGGGGACCAGGUCACCGUCGAUCUCAACGCCGACAUCAACAAGUGCGUAUUUACUUGGGUUUUUAAGGGGAUUUUCAGAAGAUUGUUGUCGAAAGUUGAGCAAAUUUGAACUGACUGAGCAUGCUUUGCCAAAUUUUAAGAGUCUCGUUUGGAUUCAAAAGUCCUAAGGGGCCCGGUGAUUCUUUGCGAGGGUGCAGUGAGGAGAGGGAGAAAGUUCGGCCCCUAAAUGAACCAGAAUUUUCCUCGUCACCCUCGCAAAAAAUCACCGUGAGGGGAAUAGUGCCUGUGCGCGCGCAGCGAAGACCUUUGUACUCAUUUUUCUGCACAUUUUUGAGUAAAUAUCACCGGAAAAGUCACUUUUUUGCAGUCGUCCGGUGGAGGAGGCGAAACAAGUGCCGUUGUGGUUGCAGGACAAUGCGAUUGGCGGAGAAGCCGUCUCGCACAACGAGCAGAUACUCAGCCAAGUGUGAGUCUCCGAACAGUUUGAUUUUGUUGCCGAUUUUUGAAGUGUUUCCCGAUCGAAAUUCAUUCAAUUCUUUUCCAGUAACGACGAAGAAGACGACGUGGCGACGACGACGAGUAUCACGGCGAAACGCUCGAAAAACGACGGAAUAACGAUGAAAUUCCUGAAGGAAAUCGAGUUUUCCGACGAGACCUCGACGUCGAAAGAGCCGCAAGCAAAGCGGAUGAAAUUGGACGGCGAAAACGGCGAGAAUGCGAUGGAGACGGACGAAAAAGAGGGAGAGGAAGAAGAGGAAGAAGAAGAAGAGGAAAUGAUAUGCGUGGGCGGACGGACGGUCCCGUUGAGUCAGGUGACCGCCCGAAUGGUCGAAGAGGAGAUGGACGCCGCCGAGCAACAGCACUACACUCAAGUCGUCCAGGAGCUUUUCGCCUAUUGA
Caenorhabditis sp. 36 PRJEB53466 is the source of this 2356-nucleotide messenger RNA. The record is from the annotation of a GenBank genome assembly. Lineage: Eukaryota; Metazoa; Nematoda; Chromadorea; Rhabditida; Rhabditidae.